GCAAAAAUGUCGUCACAACAAUGUGAAAAAAAGACGGGAAAGAAAUUCCAAGCCCCCCAGCUUCGGACAAGACGUAAAACCGAGAGCCUAUAUUGGAAGUGGCUGCAGCAGCAGCUGUUGAUGAAGUAUAGUUCACGCCCUAUCAUCUCUGUUGUUUAGAUGGACCCGUUGUAUUAAAAUGAAGGGCUGCAGUGACGUUUACAGGUACAGCUUCGAAGGUAUUGUUGCAGCUGAACCAGGAGUAGCUUUAUUUGGGAUGAUCCAGAGGACUGAACUGACAUAUGUAAAGGCAUAUUUGGGCACAGUCAGUAUUCAUUAUUGGACAGCUAACAGAAGACUCAAACCUGUUCAGGAACAAUGACAGUGGAGACGAGAGCAGAGGGGUUUUCUGAUCCUCCUUCAAAGAAAGAACUGCCUCUUCUUGAAGAUCCGGCAGAAGCAAAAACAAGAAAAUGCUGCACUCCCAAUAUAAAGAUGUUUUUGGUAGCUCUAUCGUUUACAUACUUUUGCAAAACAUUAUCUGGAAGUUACAUGAAAAGCUCCAUUACCCAGAUAGAGAGGAGAUUUGAAAUUCCCAGUUCUGUUAUCGGGGUUAUUGAUGGCAGCUUUGAAAUGGGUAAUUUGCUGGUGUUACCAUUGGUAAGCUACUUUGGAGCAAAGUUUCACAGACCAAAAAUAAUCGGUGCUGGAUGCAUGCUGAUGUCUAUUGGAACAUUACUCACAGCACUACCUCAUUUCCUUAUGGGACGCUAUAACUACGAAUCAACAAUAUCAGCUUCAACUAACUCCAGCACAGUGAGCUUCCCGUGUUCACAAGACCCAGGCCAGCUUACAGAGCUUGAGGCCCAGCAACAAUCUUCCAGAAUAGCGGCUUGUGAACAUGAUGGAGGCUCCCUGAUGUGGGUUGCUGUGCUGCUGGGAAACAUGUUACGAGGGGUUGGUGAAGCAACCAUUCCACCGCUGGGAAUUUCAUUCAUUGAUGAUUUCGCCAGCCCAGAAAACUCAGCCUUUUACAUUGGGUGCCUCCAUACCAUUGCAGUGAUUGGACCUCUUUUUGGGUUCACGCUGGGUGCAUUUUGUGCAAGGCUGUAUGUAGACAUCGGGUUUGUUGAUCUUGGAAGUAUUACCAUAUCAAUGAAGGAUUCCCGGUGGGUCGGUGCUUGGUGGCUUGGCUUUAUAAUCGCUGGAGGAACUAGCUUGGUUUCUGCAUUUCCGUUCUUUUUUCUGCCCAAAACUCUGCCCAAAGAAGGGGGUCCGGAAAAAGAUUCCACCGCUGCAGCAGAACAAAAUCUGUUACAAGGAAACCAGCAAACAAACGCAACAGACGAGCAGCCCAAAAUCAUAGACGUUGCAAAGGGUUUUUUCCCAGCUUUGAAGCGUCUGCUCACAAACAAGAUCUACGUAUUCUAUCUAAUUGCAAACAUUAUAAUGUUCAAUGCCUUCAUCAUUUUGAUAACAUAUACGCCAAAAUAUCUUGAACAACAGUUUGGAGAAUCCACAUCCAAAGCAAACUUUUUAAUAGGUGUUACCAGCAUGCCGGCUGUUUCCUUGGGGAUUUUCUUUAGCGGUAUUAUCAUGAAGAAGUUUAAGCUAGAUCUCCUGGGAGCUGCCAAGGUAGCCCUGGGUACAGCCAUCCUUGGCUGUCUCUGUACCUUCCCUUUAUUUGCAUUAACCUGUGACAAUGCUGAGAUCGCUGGACUCACAGUUUCCUAUGGAGGAACAGGGAUUUCAGACUUGGAGAGCAGCGUGUCGGUGGCCUGUAACUCUGGCUGUGGUUGCCCAGUGAACCAGUGGGAGCCAGUGUGCGGAGAGAAUGGAAUGACGUAUGUUUCCCCUUGCUUCGCUGGCUGUAACAUAUCCAGAGGAAGUGGAAAAAACACGACAUUUCAUGACUGCAGAUGUAUUGAAGCUUUUCCCGAGUCAGGAUCUGGGAAUUUCUCGGCAGUUCUGGGCCAGUGCCCCAGAGAGGAGAAGUGUUCCAGAAUGUUCAUAUAUUACUUGGCGUUCCAGUCCUUGAGCUUCUUCGUGUUCUCUCUGGGAAGCACUCCGCUGUACAUUAUAAACCUCAGGUGUGUUGAGCCAGACCUAAAAUCACUGUCGGUGGGCAUCUUCACAAUGGCACUCAGAGUGCUGGGUGGGAUCCCAGCUCCAAUUUAUUUUGGAGCCCUGAUUGACUCAACAUGCAUAAAAUGGGGGACCAAGAAGUGUGGGGGUCGUGGAGCAUGCAGGAUGUACGACAACAUCUCAUUCAGGCUCCUCUUCCUUGGAUUAAUAUUGGGCCUGCGCUUGAUGGGUUACGUCUUUUUUGGGUUUGUCAUCGUUCAGGUAAAAAAGAAAUUCACAAGAGACCACAGAAAAGCUUCCGCUGAAGGUGAAGUCUUUUUGAAGCAGGAAAUGAAAAACAACGUCCUUCCUGAGCAGAAACCUGCUGGUCUGAGUGAGAAGGAAGUGGAAUCCAGUGCCUAAACAACCUGAACUGCAGCAGCGUGUUUCAUUUAAAUGUGCAUAAGAGGGGCUCUGGGUGGAAAAUGUUGAGAAACACUGAUGUAAUACGUUAUGAAAACAGUCAAAGUAAUCAACAGAUGUACUGCAAGCAGUUGCUGUCUCAUGGGUUUCUAAUGUUAUCACGCGACACUUUGAAACCCCCUGCUUUCAAAGCAUUCUAAGUGACAGCUCCACUUUCAGCCCCAAGAGGCUGAAAGGCUUAUUUUAUACAUCUUCAAUUUGGAAAUAUAUUUCAUUUCUUAUGUAUCCUAUGUAUGUUUUGCGUAAUUCUUAUUUACUUAAGCACAUUUCUGUUUCUGCUUAAAUCCUUCUUUACCAGGCUUAGUAACUGAUGUCCUUUUUUCAACUACAAGAAUCUUCUGAAAAGACUCCUAAAUGAUACAAAGUGAGUUAGUCUUAGAAAUUACCGAUAGGGGUGUGCAACUAAUUUCUGCCCCAUCUGAAAUUGUGGCAACUGUGAGUUAAUGAAUAACAGUGGUCAUUUAUUUCAAAGCCCCUACACUUAAGAAAUACAGUUUAGGAGUCUUUUCAGAAGUAUGCAGAAGUGUGCAAUUUUUUAAUAAUUCUCUGCUGUGUUCUUGCACUCAUUUUAUACAACUUUUAAAAUGUGUGUAAUAUUUCACCCGAUGGUGGCAUAUCAGUGGCUGUUUUCUGUCUCUUAAUGUGGUUGCGUCUGUUCAUUUAAAUCACAGAAAGUAGUUAAAACAUGUUCUGGUUUCUUUAUGUAAUAAUAGGACAUACAAUUAUAAAAAGACACUUCAGAUGAACCUGUUCUCAUUGAUGGUGAUGUUUUGUACUGAUGAGUGAAUGAGGCUCCCUCAUAUUUGGUGGCUUAUCAUUUGGGUCACACUUUACAUUGUGCCUCUAAUAAAUGUAUUUACAUAGUAGUUACUUAUUAAAUACAUGUGUACUUACACAUCAUUACAAUGUUAUUAUGCACAGUUACAAUGUACUUAAUGUGUAAAUCUGUUUGCAUGAUAUUAUGUAAGUACACAUUUUUUACCACAAGGGGCACACAUUCAAGGAAAUACACAGAAGCUGAGAGAGACUAAUUAAUCACAGUGUUUUUUGUCGAUUCAAUAAUUGUAAUUCAUUUUGUAAAAAUAAAAAAUGAAAUUUAAAGUUAA
Acipenser ruthenus (sterlet) is the source of this 3632-nucleotide messenger RNA. Its product is annotated as solute carrier organic anion transporter family member 1C1-like. Lineage: Eukaryota; Metazoa; Chordata; Actinopteri; Acipenseriformes; Acipenseridae. The coding region runs from base 358 to 2466 and encodes 702 amino acids. Gene Ontology annotation, biological process: sodium-independent organic anion transport; transmembrane transport. The transcript has 17 exons. Gene Ontology annotation, cellular component: membrane. Gene Ontology annotation, molecular function: protein binding. The record is from RefSeq and is a predicted model, not a curated record.